AUGUCAACUGAAUAGCAUCGAUUGAAGAACACGUAAAUGGAGUUAGAAGCUGGUGAGGAGGAAGGAGGUAUAGAAGAGGGUGAACUUACAGGUGAAGAAUCAGGAGAAAACCUUCCUCAAAAAUCAAAUUCUCCAGAUUAUAUGAAUAAACUUGCAGACAAAAAAAAGUCUGAUAAUACUGGUCGGCACUAAAAAAAACCAAAACACAAAAGUGACCCGAGUUCUUCUUCUCCUUCUGAUAAUGAAUCAGACUCUUAUUCUUAAUCUCCUUCGAAGUCUAAAAACAAAAAAAAAGCAAAAUAAAAUACAAAAUAAUCUAAAUCUGAAAAAUCAAAAAAAAGAUAAUAAUCUCAAAGCAGUGGCUCUGAUUCUGGAUCUUCCAGUGAUGAAAAGUCAAAAUAAAAAAGGAAGAAAUAAACUCAUACUAAAUCUAAGGAUAAAGGUUCAACAGAAUAAGAAAACAAAGAUUCAAAAUCGUAGUCAAACAAUAAUUAUGAUAAAAAUAAAAAAACAAAGGAAAGUGCUUAAAUAAAUUCAAGGAAAUCAUCUUCUUCUUCAAAGUCUAGAAACUCCUAUAUUGAGGAUGAAUCGUUAUAAAAUUCAUCAAGUAGAUCUAGGUCAAGAUCUUCAUCUAAGAAUAGAAAACCAAGUAAAAAAAGUAAACAAUAAUAAUCUAAUUCUUCUAAGAACAAAAAGAAAUCGAAACAGUAAGCUAAAAGCAAAAGCAAAUCUACAAGAAGUAAAAGCAUCCAAAGUGUAUCAAGUAGUGCGUACGAUAGUGAUUAUAAUAGUUUUGAUGAUUCUAAUAAUGGAGAAAAAUUUUACAGUAAGAAAAAAAAUAGGAACGAUAACUCCUCAUUUGAAGAAGAUGAUGAUGACGAAGAUGAAUUAGAAGGAGAGAUUAGAUUUGUUAAAGUAGAUCCAACAACUAUUCAUAAAAAAUUACCUGGUAAUAAAAGAAAGGAUGAUUAGAAGAAUAGAAAAAAGAAGUAAAAAAAUUAAAAGAAUUAAGCAAAAUAAAAAAAGAAAUCUUCUUCAAGCUCAUCGGAUAGCUCAUUAUCUGAAGGUAGCUAAGCUUUUUAGUUCAAAGAUUUAAGUGGAAAACCAAUUUGCUCUAACUUUAUUCAAGGAAAGUGUCUAAAAACAUCAAAUUGUUAGAUUUCACACGAAACAGUUAAUUAUCCUUGUAGAUCUAAAAUUUCAACUGGCUAGUGCACUAUUAAUGGAUGCCUUUAUAAUCACGAGCCUGAAAAAUUAGAGAAAAAAGAGCUUUUCAGAUUUAUGAAAGAUAACUAUAAUUAUUUAGAAGACUUGUACAAAAAUUAAGGUUCAACUAAGCUCGGUGAUAAAUUUCUUAAAUUUCGUAAAAAAUAUUAAAUGUUUGCAGAUUUGUAAAAUACUUCUUCUGCUACUCCUUAUAUAAAUAUGGGAUUCCCUAAUUAGCCACCUCCUCCUCCACCACCUCCAAAUAAUUCUUCAUCUUCUUAGUAAACUAGAAAUAAAUAGCAGCCUCCUUUAAAUAAUUAAAAUAUACCACCUGUCUAACCACCACCUCCACCUCCUCCCUAGAAUAACUAAUAACCUGGCUAAUUCCAAUCAUCGCAAAUUCUUUCAUCAGUAAACACACCUCAAUAAACCUAGCAAAUGUAAAAUCCAAUAAGAGGAUAAAUUCCAAACCAAGCACCUCCUCCACCCCCUUCAUAAAUCCAGUAAUAGCAACAAUAAAAUUACUAAUAAUAAUAAAAUUAAGUAUUCUAGUAAUAGCAAGGGAUGAAUAUUCCUACUUCUGUACCACCUCCACCACCACCUCCUUCUUAAUAAUAAUACAUUUAAUAAAAAUCUCAAUAAGCAAGUAACAUUAACCAGUAUCCUUAAAAUAAUAUUUCUCCGUAUUACCCAAAUAUAAGCAAUAAUAGCAAUAACAAUAACAACAUUCAAUAAGGAUAUAAUUAUAGUGGAAAUUAUUCAUAAUCUGCAGUCCCACCACCAGUUAAUUAAAUGCCUAUACAAUAAACUUAAAUCAGUAACCUUUAAUUACCUUAAUAGUAAUAACAAUAAUUUAACAAUUAUCCUCCUUCAUCUUAAAAUUAAAUACCUUAAGCAUUACCUUUGCAAUAAAGCUUAACUAAAUAAUCAUAACCACUUCCACCUUAACAAAUAUAACAAAAAAUAAAUGGUCCUUUGAGCUAGCCAGCUCCACCUUAACCAGUUUAACUUUAAAAUGGUAUCUAAUAACCUCCACCUCCAAUAUCUUAAAACUAGUAAAUGUAAACAAAUAAUAACCUUCCUCAAUAAAACUAAGGUUAAUACGUAGGAAACAGAAACCUACAAUUGUAACCAAAUCAACCUAUAAGCAUGACAAACAGAAAUUAAUAAAAUAUUCCGCCUCCUCCCCCACCACCUCUUGUACCCAACAGAAACUUGGCUGGCAUACCACAACCUCCCCCUCCACCACCUCCACUAUAAAACUUGAACUAAUAGAAUAUUCCACCUAUUAAUUAAUAAGUUCCUAUUAAUUAACAGAAUUAAAUUCAAUCUAAUUUGGGUAGCAAUAUUAAUAUAAACUAAAUGUAAUCAGUUAAUUAGCCUAUUAAAUAAAAUCAACCUCAAGUAUAGUAAUUUUAAAACAGCAACUUUGGAUAAUCUCAGUCCUCUAAUAUUCCUUCUAAUUUGUAGCAACUUCCAAAUAAUAAAAUUAAUGAUAUUUCUUUGAAAAACCAGUAACUACAAUCAUAAGUGAUACCACCUAAUUUCAUACCACCACCACCUCCUCCCCCUACUGGAGGGCAAUAAAGUAAUGAAAUUCCUCCUUAUAUUACUAGAAACAAUAUACCAAUUCAAUAACCUCCUCCACCUUAGUAGUAGCUUUAUAAUAAAAAUUAAAGUGGGUAGAUUCCUCAGCCACCUCCUUCAAUAUAAGCUUAAUAAACUCCAUAGAAUAAUUUAGAUCAGUCUUAUAAUUAAUCUUCAUAUAUUUAAUAAAUCCCUCCUCCUCCUCCCCCACUUCCUUCAUAAUAAUAAGGGAUUAGUGGCAAGAAUAAUAUGUAUUUAAGUGACCAAAAAAAUAUAGAAUGCAAUAAUUAAUAUUAUUUCGAAAAGGAUUAGUAUGAAGGAGACUAUGUAAUGGAAUAAGAAAGAAAUCGCAUAUCUUAAAUGAGGUUAAAUAAUGAAUAACAAAAUUUCUAAAAUGUUGGAGGAAACAACGGAAAUCUUAAUAGUAGUUUGAAUAAUGGAUAUUCUAUGUAUCCUCCUCCACCACCUCCAACUCAGCCAUAACAAAAUUAAAAUCUGCAAGGUUAAAAAUAAAACUAUUAAAAUAAUAACUAAAAUAAAUAAUUCAAUGGCUACAAUCAGGGGAUGUAAACUUAGACAGGUAACUUCAUACAAAAUAUGCCUCCGCCACCACCACCACCCAUUCACCCCUCUUAAUAAAGCAUUCAACAAAUGUAAUAAGCUUAAAUUAAUCAGUAGUAGCCAUAAUAAGAUUCUGCUCAAAUUUAAUAGGAUAAUGAUUAAUUGUAAGAAUUUAUGAGAGAGCUAAGCAAUAUCGACUAAGACAGCUAAUUAUAAAUUUUACAAAUUUCAAAAUAUUUCCUAGAGAAUAAUCAUUUGUAAUUUGAACAUGAAUAGCAAAUUUAAAAAAUGACACCUGAUGUAAUAUAAAAGUUAAAAUAUUUUGUGAAAUCUGCAAAAGCAGAAGAAUUUAGAAAAAAAAUAGAUUAAAUAAUAAACAAUAAAUAAAAUAUAGAUCUCCCUUAAAUUAACCAGUAAUAGUAAUAAAACUAGCUAUAGCAAUAGCAAAAUAUUAAUAUUUAAUAACAACAACAAUAAUAAUUAAUUCAGUAAAAUUAAAAUCUAUUAUCAAAUUCAGCGCCUCCUCCACCUCCUGCAUCUUUAGCUGCACAGCCAGAAAUAGGAGAUAAUAAAAAGAAGGAUUUCAAUGAAAAGCUUGCUAAUAUAGGUAUUUUUGGUGGGGCAAAGUAACAACAGGCCUCUCAACCAUCAUCAUAAAGUAAGGUUUAAUAAAUUCUCUCUCGUAAUAAGUAAGAUCCAAGAAUUGCAGCUAAAGAGAAAUUUGAAGAAAAAAAAGCAAAUAAGCAGUGA
Molecule: messenger RNA, 4104 nt
Organism: Tetrahymena thermophila SB210
Lineage: Eukaryota; Ciliophora; Oligohymenophorea; Hymenostomatida; Tetrahymenidae
Exons: 4
Molecular function (GO): metal ion binding
Source: RefSeq, a predicted model, not a curated record